This is a messenger RNA of Penicillium oxalicum, 1005 nucleotides long. RefSeq lists its product as uncharacterized. The transcript has a single exon. The coding region runs from base 1 to 1005 and encodes 334 amino acids. NCBI's taxonomy places the organism in Eukaryota, Fungi, Ascomycota, Eurotiomycetes, Eurotiales, Aspergillaceae. The record is from RefSeq and is a predicted model, not a curated record.
AUGCCAGACGAGGCACGACGAAUCAUCAUCGAAAAGUCCAGCACGGUCCGUCGCCGAUAUCAACGCAGCAACAAACGAUUCAAAUUCACAGCCUCCCAACUCCGACGGAUUGAACGUGAAGAGGAACUUGAACGUCGCGCCCAGGCGAUUCGGGAUAAGGAGGCGAAACGGCGCGCCAACAAAAAGAAGAAGGCUGAAAAGGAGGCCAAGGAUCGGGAGGAGCGCAAGAAGCUUGGUCUCCCGGAUCCUUGUGUGCCCAAAGUCCCAGCGAGUCAGCCACUGCUGUCUGCUUUCCUCGGAGCAAAACCUGCGGUGCGCGAUGAAGGACAAGAAUCUCCUGCAAAUGAGUCGGAGUCUCUUGAGACAGAAGAUGAGGAGCCAGCCGAGAUAGAGCAUCAGAACCCCGGUGGUGACACCGAGGCUGAGUCGGAUUACUUUGACGACCUGGAUGAGGGAGUCAUUGAGCAGGAGCUCUUGUGUUUUCAAGAUGUGAAUCACUCAGAAGACCCUCCUGGUGGAAAUGCUCUCGACGAUAUAAACACCUCCAAAGUCAUGGUUGGCCAUGAAGCCACAGGGGAGGAUGUACGCCUUUCGCACAGAAAACAUGAUGACGAUCGUCACGACAAAGAAGUUGAUAUGCCCACUGGUGCCGGCGCUGGUGCCGGCGCUGGUACUGCCGCCGUGGCUGAUGACGAUGACGACGAAUUCUCUGAUUGUUCAGUAUUCAACGAUGUCGAUAUAAUACAAGAAGCGGACGCCAUUGUAUCCGCGCGAUUCCCUCCACCGGAGCCGAUAGACUCCCUACCUUCUGCAUUGCAUACGCCCGUGAUGUCAACGAUGGGUCCACCCCAACCUGUGGAGCAGGCACAAAUAUUAACCUCUCCAUUACCGUGUAUGAGCGAUUCUUUCUACGACGAUACGGCCGAUUACUUGGAGGGCGUCUUCUCGCGUGGCUGUGGCGACUCCUUUUCCGAGCUAGCCCAGCUGGGUUCCGGUGCGCCAUGA